Molecule: messenger RNA, 1500 nt
Organism: Dermatophagoides pteronyssinus (European house dust mite)
Lineage: Eukaryota; Metazoa; Arthropoda; Arachnida; Sarcoptiformes; Pyroglyphidae
Source: RefSeq, a predicted model, not a curated record
AUAACGACCAUAUAUUGAAACCAUUAUGUGUGGCAUCAUUUUGACAUUUUUUUUUAUUAUUUUAUUUUAAAAUUUUGCAACAUUUCUUUCAAAUACUUUGCCAAUAUUACUGUGUGUAUUAUAUUCUUUUCAGUAAAAGAAGCAGUCAAUUUUUAGUGAAAUCAAACUUGGCUGGUUGUUUAGCGAUUCCAUUUUUUUUUCUUUUUUGUUGCUCCAUCAUUGGUGUUGUAUUGCAUUGUUCUUUCUUUCACUCCGGAAUACAUCGGCAUGUCUGAUAUAAAAAUGUUUUCAACGAUAAAGACUACUACAUGGGCGGUAAUUUUAAUGGCCUCGUUAUGGUUCUGGUCUGGUCCAUUUUGUUGUUAUGGUUAUUCGGCCAAAUACGAUAGUAAAAGCGACAAUAAUAACGAUCAAGAUUUAAAUAUCCAUCAUUAUGAAAUUGAAAGAGUAAAAAGUGCCGUUAGUGCAAAAUGGUCGGAUGUUGAAAAGAUUGUAUCGAGUAAAAAAUUUCAAAAUGAUGAUGACCGUAUUGAGAUUAACAUUUUCCUAUUGAUAUUAAAUCCUAAUGUUAAAAACUUUCCUAAACAACAAAAACGGAUGUCAAAACAUCAAAAAAACAAAAAACUUACUGGCCACGAUGAUAAUGAUCAUAAGAUCAUCUCACAAUUUCAAUAUUCGGCCUUACAUUUCCAUUUGAUUACCGACGAAUAUAAUUUGAUCAAGGAUAAUGAUGUUGGCAAGAAAAAGUUAUUUCACUUUAUUGUUAUCAAUAAUGAUGAUGGGAAUAGCCCUCAUAGACAAUAUAACAAAAUGUUCAAUUAUUUACGUCAGCAUUCGGCUAUUGAAGAACGAACAAUUAUUGAUAAAUGGCAAUUGGAACGCCAUCCUUUCAUGUUAGUUAAGUUGUCCAAUAAACCCCGUGGUGCCAAUGUUCAAAUUAUGAAAAAUUUUGAUAAACCACAUGCAAUUAUGAUGAUAUUCUGGUUUGGCAAGGUAACUCAUCUUCCAUUGCUUAGAUAUACUGGAAUUGGACACAACCAACUAUCCAACACGGUCAACAUUUUGAUUAUUUUAAUUUCAUUGAUAUCGUUCAUAAUGGAUCAACGUAGAAAACGACCAUAUCUUCAACAAUUCACUUCGUUGCCUGCUUUAUUAUUUCCGAUUGGUUUUGUUUGGAGUCAGAUUCACGGUGAUUCAGAUAAGAAUGGACAAAAUUUAUUUGGAUCAAUUAUUAGCUUUAGUCUCAAUUCUUCUGCACAAUUUUUAUCGGAAAGUUUUUUAAUAAUGACAGUUAAUUUUACUUUUUCCUAUUGCCUUUAUGUAUACACUCAAUUGAUUUCAAAUGACUAUAAGAAAUUGAAACCUGAUGCAUCUGAUCAAUCUCCUAAAAGAAAACAAGAUGGAAAAAUCAAUAUUAAGAAUAAUAAUGAUAAUAAUCGUUAUGCAACUUGCAUGCUUCUUUUUAUGGGUGGAUCAUUUUUUAUUAAAUUUGCUUUUUAA